Pecten maximus is the source of this 1176-nucleotide messenger RNA. RefSeq names its product glyoxylate reductase/hydroxypyruvate reductase-like. The coding region runs from base 52 to 1038 and encodes 328 amino acids. The record is from RefSeq and is a predicted model, not a curated record. NCBI's taxonomy places the organism in Eukaryota, Metazoa, Mollusca, Bivalvia, Pectinida, Pectinidae. The transcript has 3 exons. Gene Ontology annotation, molecular function: glyoxylate reductase (NADPH) activity; hydroxypyruvate reductase [NAD(P)H] activity; hydroxypyruvate reductase (NADH) activity. Gene Ontology annotation, cellular component: cytosol.
UCUCAUCCACUGUAUUACAGUCGUAGAUAGAAGCCGGGUUUAACAUCAAGAAUGUCUGCACGCCCGAGGGUAUUCGCUACCAGGGGUAUUCCAUCCCCCGGUAUGGACAUGCUUCAUGCAGAAUGUGAUGUCACAGUAUGGCCCCAUGACCGUAUCAUAAGCCAUGAAGAGUUGGCAGAAAAUGUGGCUGGUGUAGACGGGAUUCUGUGUCACUACAUUAACAAAAUAGAUGGUCCGAUUCUGGACGCGGCAGGUCCUAAUCUCAAGGUCGUUGCUACGUUUGCUGUUGGAUACGACUUAAUUGACGUAGAUGCUUGUCACAAGCGUAAUGUCCAGGUUGGCCACACUCCAAAUGUGCUAUCGGACUCCGUAGCUGAACUAGCCGUAGCGUUACUCCUGGCCUCGUCACGGCGUCUUAGUGAAGGUAUGGCUGCCAUUACAAAUGGUAGUGCUGAUGGAAAGUGGGAGAGCGGUCUUUAUCUAUGUGGGCCGGAGACUAAAGGAUCAACUGUUGGGAUCGUCGGUUUAGGAAGAAUUGGCUUGGCUGUUGCCAAACGUCUACAGGGGUUUGAUGUCGCCAAGUUUCUAUAUAAUGACGUUACAGAAGUUCCGUGGGCGAGCGAGGUCUCAGCAGAAUUUGUGUCAUUCGACGAGCUUUUAACUGAUUCAGACUUCGUCGUUGCUUGUUGUUCAAGUAAUCCCGAUAACUGGGGUUUAUUUGACAAGACGGCUUUUAAGAAGAUGAAGAAUUCAGCAGUUUUUGUUAACGUCACCCGAGGAGUUCUGGUCAACCAAGACGAUUUGUACGAAGCUUUGACAACCGGUCAGAUCUUUGCCGCUGGGUUGGAUGCAACAACCCCCGAACCAAUCUCUAAGGACCACCCACUUGUCAAACUGGACAACUGUGUUAUAUUACUGCAUAUUGGAAGUUCGACAACGGCGACUAGAAACAACAUGUCUGUCCUUACUGCAAAGAACGUUUUGGCUGGCCUUAAGGGAGAACCUCUUGUUCAGUGUGUUAAAAUGCAGGUCUUAUGAAAAUUAAUUAAAAAAGCAAAAUAAAUGUCUUAAAUCGCUGUCCAUGUUCAACGUAGACUAAUGUUGUUUUUGUGUACUAUUGACAUUUUGUUAUUUUUGUGAAAUUAAAAAUAGAAUAUAAAACAAACAAAAAUAUCA